CUUAUUAUUAGCUUAAGUAGGUUGGAUGUUAAUAACUGAAUUAUCCUAUUGUUGAAUAACUCAACAAGGAUAAGGCACAGGAUCUAAGUCGAUCAAACAGAUAUCUUACAUUGAAAAUUCCUUAAAAUUCAAUACUGCCGAAUGCUGCCGGCAGACGUACCGUGACAAGAAUUAAAUAUCUUGGCACUCUAUAAAUAUUUAUUUUUCGAUUAAUCCCUGACAUCAUUCAAGAAUUGUUUAUUUUCCAAUUCACUCGUAUCAAAAUAGAAAAGUCACUGAAUCAUCAAAAAUUUGGAGAGUGAAGUGCAGUUACAUCCAUCUUUUAGGGAUAUGCUGCAUCUUGGCUAAAAUUAGCACUAUGAACGUUUAUUCCUUGUUUGCAUUUCUUAUUCUAACGGCAUUAUCUCUUUUGGGAUGGUCGCAAAUUGAUAUCUGCCAUGCAUUCUCGAUCAAAGAAGCUAGCAUUACUGAUCUUCAGCUUGCUUUUAGCCAAAACCAUCUAACGUCGAGGCAGCUGGUCGAGUUCUACAUAGGAGAAAUUUCACGCCUUAAUCCAGUUCUUAAAGCUGUUAUAGAGAUAAAUCCUGACGCACUCUUGGAAGCUGAGAAGGCCGACAAUGAGAGGAACGAGGCAAUUACGAAGUCAUGUUCUUUAUCCAUGUUGCAUGGUAUUCCAAUACUUCUUAAGGAUAAUAUAGCAACAAAAGAUAAGCUUAACACAACUGCUGGAUCUUUUUCAUUACUGGGAUCAGUGGUGCCACGGGACGCAGGUGUAGUGACAAAGCUGAGAAAAUCAGGGGCAAUUGUACUAGGUAAAGCUAGCCUUAGCGAGUGGGCUCAUUCUAGGGCGCUAACGGCACCCAAUGGCUGGAGUCCCAGAGGUGGACAAGGAAAGAAUCCUUAUGUUCUCUCAGCAGACCCUUGUGGCUCCAGUAGCGGAUCAGCAAUAUCAGUGGCAGCAAACAUGGUAUCUGUAUCAAUAGGGACAGAAACCCGUGGUUCCAUUUUAUGCCCCGCCAGCUCUAAUGCAGUUGUAGGCAUCAAACCAACCGUUGGUCUCACUAGCCGAGCUGGGGUCAUCCCAGUUACUCCCAGACAAGACUCCAUUGGGCCAAUUGCUAGAACUGUAGCGGAUUCUGUUCAUGUUCUUGAUGUUAUUGUAGGCUUUGACCACAAUGAUGCAGCUGCAACUCGUGCAGCAGAAAAAUUAAUCCCUCCUGGUGGUUAUACUCGAUUUCUGAAAGUAGAUGGCCUCAAGGGCAAGAGAUUGGGAAUAGUGAGGGAACCAUUCUUCAAUUUCACAGAUAAUCCUGCUUUGGCUCAAGCUUUUGAGAAACAUCUCCAAACACUCAGGCUACAAGGUGCAGUCUUGAUAGAUAAUGUGAACAUAGCGAACAUUGAGACAAUUUUAGACUUUAAUCUGAGCGGUGAAGCAUCAGCAGUAUUGGCUGAAAUGAAGAUAGCCUUAAAUGCUUAUCUACAAGAGCUAGUUGAUUCCCCUGUUCGAUCUUUAGCAGAUAUAAUAAUCUUCAAUCAAAACAAUUCUGAACUGGAAAUGCUCAAGGAAUUUGGUCAAGAUAUAUUUUUGGCAGCUGAAGCAACAAAUGGAAUUGGGGAAACAGAAUUGAAAGCUUUGAGGAAUUUAUCAAGAUUAACAAGAGAUGGAUUCCAAAAGUUGAUGAAAAAGUAUAAGUUGGAUGCAUUGGUAACUGCUGAUUCUGGUGUUGCUGCUGUUGUUGCAAUUGGUGGAUUUCCAGCAAUUAGUGUGCCUGCUGCAUAUGACAAAGGGGUGCCUAUUGGCAUUUGUUUUAGUGGGUUGAAAGGGUCUGAGCCUAAAUUAAUUGAAAUUGCCUACGGCUUUGAGCAAGCAACCCUGGUUAGAAAACCUCCUACAUUUUUACCCUGAUUUAUUA
Nicotiana tabacum (common tobacco) is the source of this 1913-nucleotide messenger RNA. Its product is annotated as putative amidase At4g34880. The record is from RefSeq and is a predicted model, not a curated record. NCBI's taxonomy places the organism in Eukaryota, Viridiplantae, Streptophyta, Magnoliopsida, Solanales, Solanaceae.